Messenger RNA from Pogoniulus pusillus (Red-fronted tinkerbird), 6970 nucleotides. It is a transcript of the gene TET3, whose product is annotated as tet methylcytosine dioxygenase 3. NCBI's taxonomy places the organism in Eukaryota, Metazoa, Chordata, Aves, Piciformes, Lybiidae. The coding region runs from base 61 to 5313 and encodes 1750 amino acids. The transcript has 10 exons. Gene Ontology annotation, cellular component: nucleus. The record is from RefSeq and is a predicted model, not a curated record. Gene Ontology annotation, biological process: positive regulation of transcription by RNA polymerase II. Gene Ontology annotation, molecular function: DNA 5-methylcytosine dioxygenase activity.
CGGGAGCCUGCCCGAAGCUGGGUGAGCGGCUCCGGCACCACGUGCGGGCGAGGGCCGGGGAUGCCGCACGCCGCGGACGCGCCCGCACGUGUGCCGCCAGCGCCGGAGCUUCGCCCGAGCCCGCGGCAGGUGCCAGGCUGCCACAGGCUGUCAUUGCGCACCGGUGUGUGCAAAGCACCGGGGUUGGGUACCGGCGGCGUGCCCGGGACAGGUUCGGCGGGCGACCCGGUUGAUGGACCCAGCAGAAGCCAAAUGGAAGAAGGGCCAAUUAAUUAUGUGGAAGAAAGGCGGCUGAAGGAGGGCAGUGGGCUCAGCCUGGCCAAUGGGGGCCGGCCAGAGGCGGGGGGCGCCGCACUGAUGGAGCCGAGCGGCUGGUCACAGGGCCAGCUGCCCAGCGCCACCAAAGCCCACUUGGAGGACGUCAGGAACCUGGUGGCCUUCUCAGCGGUGGCCGAAGCCGUUUCCUCCUACCGGCUGCCGCCGCCGGGUUCGCCGUCACUGCUGUACGAGAAGUUCGACUCGGACAUGAGCCGGGGCGGGCUGGGCACGGCGGACGGCGUGCCACGAGGGGAGGACCUGCAUGCCCUCAAAGCUGCCCUGGCUUUGGCCAAGCAUGGCGUGAAGCCCCCCAACUGCAACUGCGACGGCCCCGAGUGCCCCGACUACCUGGAAUGGUUGGAGCAGAAGAUCAAGACGGCUCUGGGCGAAGAGCCGGCAUCACCGCGGCCCCGCGCCGCCGCCAACCCCCCGCCGAUCCCUCCGGAAGGUGCUAUCGACCCCCAGCCGGUGCCUGAGGCCGCCGAGCCCUGCCCACCCGACGGCCUCCCCUUUUCCCAGAGCGCGUUGACCAUCGCCAAGGAGAAGAACAUCAGCCUGCAGACCGCCAUAGCCAUCGAGGCCCUGACGCAGCUCUCGGCCGCGCUCCCCCAGCCCGCCGGCGAUGGGCAGCCCCCGCCCCCGCCGCCCCCCGCCACCCCGUUUGGCCCCGGCCCUCUCGUCCCGCCGGCAGCUGCGUGGCAGCGAGGGGAUGAGCCACGUUAUCCGCCGGAGCCGGGAGCAGCACCCGAGCCCUUUUUUGGUGCGGCACCUCCCCGUGGGGGCUUCACAGCGACGUGGGGGCUGGAGACCGAGGGGGCAGCAGGGGCUGGAGACCCCAUGGCAGAGCUGGAGCAGCUGCUGGGUAACGCUGAUGACUACAUCAAGGCAGCCUUCAAGAGACCCGAGCCGGCGGGCGGCAAAGCGGUGACACCUAAAGCAGAGCCCCCCGAGCGAGCACCCAGCAAGGACGCAGCGGGCGGCCCCUGUCCGGCGCCGGCACCGGCACCGCCGGAGCCCAACCUGCACAAGAAGACGCAGCUGGUCCUGCAGCAGCAUCUCCACCACAAGCGCAGCCUCUUCCUCGAGCAAAGCCUGGCAGCGGCGGCGGCGCCCCCGGAGCGGCCGAGUGGCUGGUGGGCUCCCGGUGCCCCGGCCGUGCCCCCCAAGCCCUUCGAAAAGCAGGCCAAAGAGAAGAAGAAGAAACCGCCCCCCGAGAAGCCUCCUCCGGCUAAGCCGCUCCGUAAGCAGGUGCAGAUCAAGAAGGCCAAGCAGAAGGACUCGCAGCCACUCUUCCUGCCCCUCUGGCAGAUCAGCCUGGAGGGCUUUCGGACGCCCGCCGAACCCCCUUCCGAGCAGAUGCAAACCGAACCGCCGCCGCCACCGCCGGCUGCCUUCCCGCUCCAGCCUCUUGCACUACCCCCGCCCGCCGCUCGCCCCCCGCCACCGAACCCCCUCGACGGCGGCCUCCCGGCUCCCGACUCUCAGGAAAGGGGCGCCCCCGGGGGGGGCCCCCAAAUUCACCCGGCGCCGCCGGCGGGUUCCACCGGCUCAGAGGACGCCGCGGCCGCCCCGCCGCCGCCCGCCUCGACCCCCCUGGUGGUGGACGACAAGCUGGAGGAGCUCAUCCGCCAAUUUGAAGCCGAAUUCGGGGAGAAUUUCAACCUGCAGCCCCCCGAGACCCCCGUUCCGCUCGCCCCCGGGACCACCGAGCUGCCGGGGGGAGCAGCACCAGCCCCGCAAGCGCAACUCACUACCACCACCACCACCACCAUCACCGCCACCGCCGCCGCCGCCGCCGCCGCUGCCACGCCGGCCCCGAGCAGCGCUCCCCAAGCCGGACCCAAAAGCUUUUCGUUCUCACCAGGGAAGGGUCCGCUUCCAGAGCCCCCCUUCGCCGCCCGCUCCCCCAAGCAGAUCAAAAUCGAGUCUUCUGGUGCUAUCACCGUGGUGUCCACCACGUGCUUUUACUCUGAGGAGAGCCAAAACCCGGAGGCGGAGGACGCCGAAGGGACACCCACCAAGGACGAGGUGCCGCUGACGCCCACCCUCAGCGGCUUCCUGGAGUCGCCGCUCAAGUACCUGGACACACCCACCAAGAGCCUCUUGGACACCCCUGCCAAGCGGGCACAAGCCGAGUUCCCCACCUGCGACUGUGUCGAGCAAAUCGUGGAGAAGGACGAGGGACCCUACUACACCCACCUGGGCUCAGGGCCCACCGUGGCCUCCAUCCGUGAGCUCAUGGAGGAGAGGUACGGCGAGAAGGGCAAAGCCAUCCGCAUCGAGAAGGUCAUCUACACCGGGAAGGAAGGGAAGAGCUCCCGGGGCUGCCCCAUCGCCAAGUGGGUGAUCCGGAGACACAACCAAGAGGAGAAGCUGCUGUGCCUGGUGCGCCACCGUGCUGGCCACCACUGCCAGAACGCCGUCAUCAUCAUCCUGAUCCUGGCCUGGGAGGGCAUCCCCCGCACGCUGGGGGACACUCUCUACCAGGAGCUCACCGACACCCUCACCAAGUACGGCAACCCCACCAGCCGCCGCUGCGGCCUCAACGACGACCGGACCUGUGCAUGCCAAGGCAAGGACCCCAACACCUGUGGAGCCUCCUUCUCCUUCGGCUGCUCUUGGAGCAUGUACUUCAACGGCUGCAAGUACGCCCGCAGCAAGACGCCGCGCAAGUUCCGCCUGGUGGGGGACAAUCCCAAAGAGGAAGAGCUGCUCCGGAAAAGCUUUCAGGACUUGGCCACCGAGGUUGCUCCACUGUACAAGAGGCUGGCACCACAAGCCUACCAAAACCAGGUUACCAAUGAGGACGUAGCCAUAGACUGCCGGCUGGGGCUGAAGGAGGGGAGGCCAUUCUCGGGCGUGACAGCCUGCAUGGACUUCUGUGCCCACGCUCACAAGGACCAGCACAACCUCUACAACGGCUGCACCGUGGUCUGCACGCUGACAAAGGAAGACAACCGUGUGGUGGGGAAGAUCCCAGAGGAUGAGCAGCUGCAUGUCCUCCCCCUCUACAAGAUGUCCAGCACGGAUGAGUUUGGCAGUGAGGAGAACCAAAAUGCCAAGGUGGGCAGCGGGGCCAUCCAGGUGCUCACAUCCUUCCCCCGCGAGGUCCGCAAGCUGCCUGAACCUGCCAAGUCCUGCCGGCAGAGGCAGCUGGAAGCGAGGAAAGCUGCUGCUGAGAGGAAGAAGCUGCAGAAAGAGAAGCUGAUGACACCAGAGAAGAUCAAGCAGGAAGCUCUGGAGCUCCCCACGCUCCAGCAAAACGCAGGUAUGGCAUUGAAAAGCGGGCUGCCCACGCAGCCGCUGAAACCUUCCAUCAAGGUGGAGCCUCAGAGCCAUUUCAACACCUUCAAGUACAACGGCAACGCGGUGGUGGAGAGCUACUCGGUGCUGGGCAGCUGCCGGCCCUCCGACCCCUACAGCAUGAACAGUGUUUACUCUUACCAUUCCUACUAUGCACAGCCCAAUCUGCCUUCCGUGAACGGGUUUCACUCCAAGUUCACGCUCCCCUCCUUCGGCUAUUACGGCUUCUCCAGCAACCACCACAUGUUCCCCUCCCAGCUCCUCAACUACGGAGCUACCGACAGGAGCGGGGGCAGCUGGGUGAGCAACGGCUACGAGAAGAAACCUGACGUCUCAGCCUUGCAGGAGAACCUCAACCACGCCUACGGCAACGCCGAUUUCCCCGAGCCUGUCCCGCACAGCGUCCGCAGCAAAAACCAUCACCAGCGCACCUACGAGCGGGCAAACCGCUACGCCAGCCAGCAGAAAGCGGCGGCCGCGGCGCACAGGACUAGCUCGGGCUCAGAGCAGGCACCACCCUUUGCACAGAACUGUUUUGCCAACAGGCCCAUCAAGCAGGAGCCUCCAGACCCUCCGCCUGCAGUCGAGCCUCUUCCUGGUACAGCGGCCGAGCCCGGCACCGGUUUAGCCUUGCCGGCCAUCCCGGCUCGCAGCGUUGGGGCGGAGCAGCAAUGGAGCCCCUUUAAAGCAUCCCGGGGCUUGUCUUCCCCCGAGAGGACUAACACGGCGGAGGGCUCGUGGAGUGCCCUGGUAUCAGGUUCAGGUGGGAGGGAGAAGUCAAGCGCUUUUGACGCUGCUGUGCGGUUGCCACCACCGGAGAAGCAGUGGCCCAACGUCCUGGCAGGAGAGGCGGCGGUGGCGCGCAGCUCAGGCUUGCUGCCCAAACCGUGGAGCCCCUGCAAGCUCGGGGAGACGGCGCUGGCUGGCACGGGCACCCCGAGCCUCCUGGGGCAGCUGGGUUUCGGCUCGGCCUUGCCAGGGCUGCCCAGCUUUGCUGAGGAGCCUUGGGGCUCGGUGAAGGCAGAGGAACGGAGGACACCAGCACCCAGCCCGGGCCUGCCAGAGAAGCCGUGGGAGGCAGUGGUGGGUGAGAAGGGGGCUGCAGCACCUCGCCGGGACAAGCCGUGGGACCCUUUUGGCCUGGAGGAAGAUCUGCCAGAGAAGGCAGUGAAAGAAGAGGAAGAGGAGGAGGACGAGGAGGAUGAGGAAGAAGAGGAGGAGUGGUCGGACAGCGAGCACAACUUCCUGGACGAGAACAUCGGCGGCGUGGCCGUGGCGCCCGCGCACGGCUCCAUCCUCAUCGAGUGCGCCCGCAGGGAGCUCCACGCCACCACCCCGCUGAAGAAACCCAACCGCUGCCACCCCACCCGCAUCUCCCUGGUCUUUUACCAACACAAGAACUUGAACCAGCCCAACCACGGCCUGGCGCUGUGGGAGGCCAAGAUGAAGCAGCUGGCGGAGCGGGCUCGGGCACGGCAAGAGGAGGCAGCGCGCCUGGGGCUGCCGCCGGACGCCAAAGCCUUCGCCAAGAAGCGCAAGUGGGGCGGCGCUUUGGCGACCGAGGCGCCCAGCAAGGAGAGGAGGGACUCGGUCCCCACGCGGCAGGCGGUGGCCAUCCCCACCAACUCUGCCAUCACUGUGUCCUCCUACGCCUACACCAAGGUGACAGGCCCCUACAGCCGCUGGAUCUGAGACCGGAGGUCAACCGCCGCGGCCCCAUCUUACCUCAAACCUCUACGGCAGCGCCGGAACCAGGCGUUGCUUCGUGGUGCUUUCUCCUCGGGCGUGGUGGGAGGGAGAAGAAAAAGAAACAAACCAGAAGAAACAAACAACAAAAAAAAAAAAAAAAAACCCAAGAAACCAGACAAAAAAAAAACCAAACCCAAGGAAGCAAACCCACCACCACCAAAACAUCCCCCCAGAACCCAAGCCACAGGAAAGCCACCCCGAGACGCAUGCGAGGAAGCAGCGCCCGUGGGAGAGCUGUGCUUGGUUGAGGAGUUGGCCAACAAAGGAAGAUUUGGAGACAAGAACCAACUACAGGGAAAAAAACAACAACAACAACAAAAGGCAAAAGAGGAACGAUGCUGCUGGAGGCUUUUUCUUGGCGGGGGGGUUUUGCAUCUCCGUGGGGGGUUAUUUUUUAAUCCAGCCUCGUGAGCAGAAGGGAGAAGCUUUGUAGAGUUCUUCGGCAAAGGAGAGGUUUUUUAAAUGCCUAUUUAUUGGGAUUUUAUUUCCUUCCCUUUUUAGUUCGAUUUUAGUCUUUCCCCCUCCCCGGUUUGUACUCCGAUGACAACGACGAAGCUGAUCGUGGAGAGAGAAACCGACGAUGAAAUCGACGAGAAACUAAACGACCCAACCCUAAAGACAAAAAAAAAAAAAACCCAACCCCACUCCCCCAAACCUGAAACACCAAACCAGCGUCAAGGCGAAAAGGUGGACUCCUGGUGGGAUAGUGGUUUUCCACUCACGCUCAACAGUCUUUUAAAGUUUCUUAUUUAACCCAAACGACCUAAAACCCACCAAUUUCCCAACGCGAGGAGUCCUUCCUUCCAGCGGUGGGGAGACCUGUUGGCCCGUGGGGCAUCCCAGGACGAGCGUCUCCGGUGGGAUCGGCUCCUCCGGGACGCAGCGAGCCGGCGUCUUCCUCGGCGCCGGAGACCUCAGGACAUGUACAGGCUGGGGGAUUGCUGCUGCUGCCCUGGGGCAGGGGUUUGCUGCGCUUGAGCUCAGACUCGGGGCGGGGAGCUCUUUGGUUGAUGACCCCAAGGAGAGAGCGGCAGCAGCAGCGGCGGCGGCGGCGGCAUCUCUAAAGGAGCCGACGAGACAGGAAUAAAACAAACACAACACAAAACCCAGGAAAAUAAAUGAAAAAAAAAAAAAAAAGAAAAGAAAACAAAAACAACGCAAAAACAGGAAAAAAAAAAACCCAACCCUACAAAAACAGGAAAAAAAACCCCAACCCCAAACUGUGAAUAACGAACUGGUCUUGCUCUCUGUACAUCACUGUUGCUACAGUCUGGUGCUUUCUGUCUCCGGGGGAUUUCUCCACGCGAACGGGUCUGGGAAGAGCGAACCCCAAGACUUGGCUGGCCAAACCCCCCCCCUCCCACCUUCUGCCGGUUCGCUUUCCCCGCCCGUUGCCGGCGAGCCGGCGCGGUGGGGAGCGUCGAAGGGGCUCGGUGCUUUUUCUUAUCCCCUUCCCCCGGUGCCAUCCCUUCCUUCCUAGUACGGAUCGCCGUUCUUCCCGCAAAACGAAACCCACCCCCUCUUCUCCCCGUACCACCCACUCUCAACCCAACCCAGAAUCACGACGCCGACAAACAACCGCGUGGUGCUUUUUGAACUA